AUGCUCCUUCUAACUCUAACAUUCUACUCCUUUGCUCUUGAUCCUAAUUACACAACAAAUGUGCAAACUGAAAACCACGAGUAUUAUCGUAUUAAACUCCCCCAUAUAUGGGAUAUCUCAAGUAAAAAUAUGAAGAUAGUUGGAAAGCCUCCAAUUCUAUCAAGGAACAAGAAGCUAGUGUAUGUUCCUCAUCCUUAUAAGCUUAGACUGAUUUUGGCUCAUGAUGAAGAAGCUUAUAACGUUGAUCGUAGAGACAUCAUUCCAAUCCCAUCCCUCUCCUCAAUGAUCAUCAAUGUUGCUCCUUCUAAUGGUGAUAUGCAUAUUACAAAAAGAAUGGAAAACUGGAUUGCAAAUCCCUACACUGUUGAACCAUCUGACUCUGAAAAAGAGUAUGAUGAGAAUGAUGACAAAGAUAAUGAAGAAGGUGUUGAUGAUGAAGAACAAGCUGAUGAUGAAGAUGACACUUAA
Messenger RNA from Lactuca saligna, 468 nucleotides. Lineage: Eukaryota; Viridiplantae; Streptophyta; Magnoliopsida; Asterales; Asteraceae. The record is from the annotation of a GenBank genome assembly.